Messenger RNA from Salvelinus namaycush (lake trout), 3075 nucleotides. RefSeq names its product ephrin type-A receptor 4-like. Gene Ontology annotation, molecular function: transmembrane-ephrin receptor activity; protein binding; ATP binding. The coding region runs from base 43 to 3075 and encodes 1010 amino acids. Lineage: Eukaryota; Metazoa; Chordata; Actinopteri; Salmoniformes; Salmonidae. The transcript is spliced from 19 exons. Gene Ontology annotation, cellular component: neuron projection; plasma membrane. Gene Ontology annotation, biological process: cell surface receptor protein tyrosine kinase signaling pathway; axon guidance; protein phosphorylation. The record is from RefSeq and is a predicted model, not a curated record.
UCCGUGAGCGGAGCUAAACUGAGACACUUCCAUACAGCGCAAAUGGCUGCGAGUUUCUGCAGAACGACUUGUGCGUUUAUAUGGAUGUUUGCAGUUGUUUCAACCGCUCGACUAUAUCCACCGAACGAAGUGACAUUACUGGACACAAGGACAGUUCCCGGGGAGCUGAAAUGGGCAGCCAAUCCCACAGAAGGAGGGUGGGAGGAGGUGAGCAUCAUGGAUGAGAAGAACAUCCCCAUCAGAACGUACCAGGUGUGUAACGUGAUGGAACCCAGCCAGAGCAACUGGCUUAGAACUGACUGGAUCCCUCGGUCUGGUGCGCAGCGCAUCUAUGUCGAGAUCAAGUUCACCCUCCGGGACUGUAACAGCCUGCCUGGAGUCACUGGCACCUGCAAGGAGACCUUCAACCUCUACUACUUUGAGUCUAACAAUGACAGAGAGCACUACAUCAGAGAGAGCAACUUCCUCAAGAUCGACACAGUGGCAGCCGACGAGAGCUUCACUCAGGUGGACAUCGGGGAUCGCAUCAUGAAGCUAAACACGGAGGUGCGUAAUGUAAAGGUCACAACCCGGAAGGGUUUCUACCUGGCGUUCCAGGAUGUUGGCGCCUGCAUCGCUCUGAUCUCCGUUCGUGUUUUCUACAAGACCUGCCCCCUCAGCAUCCGUAACCUGGCAACCUUCCCAGAUACUAACACUGGAGCUGACACUUCCUCAUUAGUGGAGGUCAGGGGGUCGUGUGUGAACCAAUCAGAGGAAAGGGAGGAGCCUAAGAUGUAUUGUGGCGCAGAUGGGGAAUGGCUGGUUCCCAUUGGUGGGUGUGUCUGUAACCCGGGAUACGAGGAGAAAGGUGGAGCCUGUCAGGCGUGUAAGGUUGGUUUCUACAGAGCUGUGUCUACAGACGGAGCAUGUUCUGAGUGUCCUCCACACAGUCACUCAGAGAAGGCGGGGGCUACUGUCUGUGACUGCAACCCAGGAUACUACCGCUCUGAGACUGACCCUGCAUCUAUGCCCUGCACACAACCCCCCUCUGCUCCACAGCAGCUGAUCUCAGAGGUCAACGAGACAUCAGUGGUUCUAGAGUGGAGCGCACCCCUCAGGCUUGGAGGGAGAACUGACAUCAGAUACCGUGUGGACUGCCUGCUCUGCCACGAGGCUGGUAGCCUUGGGGGUCCUGACGGGCCUCUUGGGGCCCAGCUCUGCCUGCCCUGCGGCCCAGACGUCCUCUUCUCCCCCCAGCAGAGCGGCCUAGGGGCCACCAGAGUGUGUGUGAGCGAGCUGCAGGCACACACACGCUACACCUUCACCAUCGGCGCCCGCAACGGGGUUUCCCAAGGCCACACUGCAGGGGCAAGAGAAAGUGUGUCUGUCACUCUCACCACCAACCAGGCCGCUCCCUCCCCAGUCACGUCCAUCCAGGCCAGUGAUGUCACCAGGCACGGUGUGUCCUUGGCAUGGCAACAGCCCGACCGGCCCAAUGGGGUCAUCCUUGAGUACGAGGUCAAGUACUACGAGAAGAAUCAGAAGGAGAGGUCCUACCGCAUUAUGAAGACGGCAUCCCGUAGUGCUGAUAUCACUGGGCUGAACCCACUCACUGUGUACGUCUUUCACGUGCGCGCUCGCACGGCCGCCGGAUACGGAGAGUUCAGCGCCCCCUUUGAGUUUUCCACCAACUCAGAUCCCUUGCCUCUGAUUGGUAAUGCCGCUAACUCCACCCUUCUCCUACUGUCAAUCAGUGGGGGUGUGGUUCUACUGCUCAUCUCUACCACAGUCUUCAUCAUCAGCCACAGGAGGGGACAAUACAGCAAAGCUAAGCAGGACUUAGAGGAGGAGAAACAUUUAAACCCAGGUGUGAGGAUAUACGUGGACCCCUUCACCUAUGAGGACCCGGACCAGGCUGUCCAUGAGUUUGCCAAAGAGAUUGACGCCUCCAACAUACACAUAGAGAAAGUAAUUGGCAUCGGUGAGUUUGGGGAGGUGUGUAGUGGCCGUCUGCGGCUCCAGGGGAAGAGAGAGAUCUACGUGGCCAUAAAGAGUCUGAAGGCAGGAUAUGCUGACAAACAGAGGCGGGACUUCCUCUCUGAGGCCAGCAUCAUGGGACAAUUCGACCACCCAAACAUCAUCAGACUGGAGGGUGUGGUCACACGAUGUAAACCAGUGAUGAUCAUCACAGAGUACAUGGAGAAUGGAUCCCUCAACACCUUCCUCAGGAAACACGACGGUCAGUUCACAGUGAUCCAGCUGGUGGGCAUGCUGCGUGGCAUCGUGUCGGGCAUGAAGUACCUGUCUGACAUGAGCUACGUUCACCGAGACCUGGCCGCCCGCAACAUCCUGGUCAACAGCAACCUGGUGUGUAAGGUGUCUGACUUCGGCCUGUCACGAGUACUGGAGGACGACCCUGAGGCAGCAUACACCACACGGGAGGUGACUGGGACGUACCACUCUCCAGAGGGGAAGAUCCCCAUCAGAUGGACUGCUCCAGAGGCCAUCGCCUACAGGAAGUUCACUCCAGCCUCUGACACAUGGAGCUACGGCGUGGUCAUGUGGGAGGUGAUGUCAUAUGGAGAGCGGCCAUAUUGGGACAUGAGUAACCAGGAUGUGAUAAAAGCGAUAGAUGAGGGUUACCGUCUGCCCCCACCUAUGGACUGUCCAGUUUGUCUGCACCAACUGAUGUUAGACUGCUGGCAGAGAGACAGAAUACACAGACCAAGUUUCACGCAGAUCCUCAACAUUCUGGAUAAACUCAUCCGCAACCCAACUACCACACUGAAGAGGACAGGAGGAGAGAGGCCUGUUCCCACUCUGUUGGAGCCUGUAGGAGGUCCAGAGUUUGUGUCAGUGUGGUCAGUAGAAUACUGGCUCCAGGCUAUAGGGAUGGACAUGUACAGAGACAUCGUCACUGCUGCUGGAUACACCAGUCCUGACAGCCUGCUAACCCUCACACAGCAGGACAUGGCCAGUAUAGGAAUCGUCACACCAUCACACCAGGACCAGAUCCUUGCCAGUGUGCAGCAGGUAUUGCUGUCCCACAUGCAACAAAUACAGGACCAGAUGCAGGACAGUAUGGUUCCCGUCUGA